AUGGGUAGUCACCUGUCAGUACUGGGGCAAUCAUUUCCGCCCAAGCCGAAUUUUCGAGUGGAUGAUAUCCCUGACUUGACGGGGAAGGUUAUAAUCGUUACUGGAGCCAACACUGGGAUUGGUAAAGAGACAGUGAAGGCCUUAUUGGCACACAAUGCCAAGGUAUAUGUAGCUGCCAGAAGCGAAGAGAAGGCAGAUGUAGCCAUCAAGGAUCUGAAAGGCAGCACUGGCAAGGAGGCCAUCUUUCUGAAACUUGACCUCGGAGACUUGAAGUCUGUGAAAUCUGCGGCAGAAGAAUAUCUCAGCAAAGAGACCAAGUUGGACGUUCUGUUUAAUAGCGCUGGAGUCAUGUUCCCUCCAAAGGACUUGUUAACGAAUGACGGAUAUGACCUUCAAUUCGGAACGAAUGUCCUUGGGCACUUCUACUUUACCAAGCUACUAUUACCUACCCUCAUUGCCACUGCGAAAUCAGCACCGGAUGGCAAAGCUCGUGUCAUUACAACUUCAUCGUCAGCACAUGUCCUAAGCGGUCUUACGUUUUCCACAUUCAAAGAUGGUCCUGCACGCAAGAAGUUGUCUACUGCUGAUCUCUAUGGGCAAAGCAAAAACGGAAACGUCGUACAAGCACUCGAACUCGCAAGACGCUACGGUUCAGAAGGUAUCGUUUCCAUACCCCUGAACCCCGGUAACAUCAAGACAGACCUGGCGCGCCACAUGCCGUCCUUUUUGCGUAGUAUUCUGAACUUGUUUCUCUACGACGUCGAACAUGGAGCACUAACCCAACUCUAUGCCGGAACUGCUCCAGAAGCUGUAGAACUAAACGGCAAGUAUCUCGUUCCUUGGGCUAGGCUCGGUCCAACUCGAAAGGAUGCCCGGGACCCCAAGAUAGGGGAGGCUUUGUGGGAAUGGCUUGAAGAACAGGUCAAGGAUAUUUAA
Molecule: messenger RNA, 936 nt
Organism: Suillus paluster
Lineage: Eukaryota; Fungi; Basidiomycota; Agaricomycetes; Boletales; Suillaceae
Exons: 8
Coding region: 1-936 (311 amino acids)
Source: RefSeq, a predicted model, not a curated record